Mollisia scopiformis is the source of this 1140-nucleotide messenger RNA. RefSeq lists its product as uncharacterized. The record is from RefSeq and is a predicted model, not a curated record. Lineage: Eukaryota; Fungi; Ascomycota; Leotiomycetes; Helotiales; Mollisiaceae. The coding region runs from base 1 to 1140 and encodes 379 amino acids. The transcript is spliced from 3 exons.
AUGCCACUCUACGUCGUAGUACCAGACCACAACCCGCUCCACGACCCCAUCAGCCACCUAUGGCACCAAUCCCUCCUGCCCCUCACGAAAGUCGCCCUUUUAGACUCCUUCCUCGGCGAUCCCGGGCCUCUGUUCGACACCACGCGCAAGUCUCCAAAUGUAUACUUGAGCUAUGUCGAGACGACGAUCAGAGGCGCGUUGUAUGCGUGGAGCAAGUAUAAGGUGAAGGAGCUGAAGUUUCUGCAUAUUACGAAGGGGGCGGAACUGAUGUGCAAUGGCAGGAGUAGGGAGGAGAUAGAGGGGUUUUUGCAGGAGACGUUUGAGAAGUCGGCGUAUAAUCAGCAGGGGAAUGGGCAGGUGCAAGCGGUGGAGAAGGGGGAUGAGAGGGUUAUUGUGGGAGAGAUUGUAGAUUUGAUUGUUAGGCUGAGGUGGAUGGUUCCGGUAUGGAGUUUCUGGGAAGGAGUUAGUCCCGAGAAUAGAGAGACGAGCUUGACGUGGGUGGAUGGCAGUGUGAGGGGUGCUUUUCAAAGGCAGUUUCGGGCGAGGAGUAGGGCUGUUAGUGAGAGUGGGACGGGAGCGACGGGUACAUUUGAGGGUAUUGCGAAGCUUGGGGCAAAUGGGAUUGGAGGGGAUGUGAGGUUUGAGAAGGGUUGGUGUUUGAGGGUUAUCGAGAAGGAGAUGGGGUGUAGGAUUGUCUGGACGAGUAAUCUGCUGGACCAUUUGAGGUUCAGAGAGCAUGGACAUACUGCUGGGAGCCCGACGACAGAAGAAUACCCUGAGGACACGCAGAGGACUUUGUGUGUCUUUCACCAUGCUGCUUUCUUGAGUUAUCAGAUUGGCAGUGAUGUCUACCCCGAAGGACUAAUCGAAGAAACCCUACGAACCCUCUCCCUCCUCCUCCCCUCCUCCGACAACGAAACCCAAGACUGGUUUCUGCGAAACCAAAUCCAAUACCACCUCGAUGGCGAAGCUGCCCGAUGCAAACCGCUACCAAAAGAACAGAGGAACAUCGAGAAUUUUAGGUACUGGAGAGAUAGACUCACGACCCUUAAACAAGCCUACGAUCGUUCGAAACCGCAGGAUAAGCCGAAAUCUCUGCUACGACGAUAUCUUUCUGUGCUGCAGCUGAAUAAUACUUGA